ACAAAGGCAAAGUAGCUUACGACGUACAUUACAAUGGCACCGAAAAAGCGUUCUUCUCUCUUCUCUUAUACUACACCUAUUCCCAUCGUUUUAGGAAAUUGUAAGGUUGUUGUGGAAGCUGGGAAAUUCUCCUCAGAAUUAAACGGAAAUAAUCUCGAAAUAUCUUUGGCAAAGAACGCCAAAGUCAAAAUCUCUGUGGUGGAUGAUGGGAAUUGUUCAAAGGAAGGCGAAAUCCCUAUGAAUAGUGGGUAUGAGGAAAAUGGUAAUUACUGCUUCAUGCUCAUUAAUCCCAAAGAUGUUGACGGAAAAACCAAGUCUUUACUUCAGGAAGUAUUGAGCAUUUAUUCAAAUGAGCUACCAGCAAUGAACUAUGCUGCAAACACAGGAAAAGAAUCACAAUUCCUUGAAAGAUGUGUAUCAAAUGGGAAGUACUGCACGCUAGUUCUGAAAACCAAGGAGGACAUAGAACCUGGGGAAGUCAUUGCUGCAAUCACUUAUCAAAUAGUUCCAGCUGAUAUGCAAUUUGCUGAGGUUCCUCUUGCGGCUGUUAAAUCGGUGUACCAACUCAAGGGGAUUGGUCGCUUAAUCUAUUUGGAGCUGAGGAAAAGAUUGCAAGGUGUGGGCGUUCGAACCGUACUUUGCUGGGGAGAUAAGGAGUCUGAAGGAUUUUGGCUUAAGCAGGGGUUUUCAGUUAUUGGUCAAGUUGACACGAAAGGCAGAGCUCGCAGGCUCCCCGUUAAGGCUGAUAUUCGAAAAGCAUUGUGUUUUCCUGGCGGUUCAAAUCUCAUGAUUUCUCAUUUCAACAAGGACAGCUUACACGAUUCUGCAGUGUAUCUAAAUUUGAAAUUCCCCUUAAAGCCUUCAGGAGAGGAUUGCCAAUCUCCAGUUCUUCAAGAACAAAGAGAAACUGUGUCUGAGGGAAAUGACCAUUCCCAGGACAGAAAUGAGGCAAUUAAAAGCAUCGGCUCUAACUACUAUGAUUGUCAAGACUUUCAACCUGGAGAUGGUGCUGUUGGGAGCAGCAAGCAUGGACCUAUGGGAUUCAAUGAAAGCGAACGCCAAGCUUUACUGAAGCAAUGUUCUUGUUCAGCAUCAGGAUCAAAGAAGAGGACUUGGGAAACCUCAUACACUUCUGUUAAAUCCAAAAAAAUAAAGGGAGGACAUCAAACUGACUGUGACUUGCAUGCUAAGGACAAUAGUUUAGAAAGUGAUGUAGGGAUUAGUUUCUCUGCAGUUUCAAAGAGAAAAUGUAAGACAGAUAUUAAUCCUAGUGACCGAUUAACAAGCCGCUCUCUGGAAAAGAAUGCUGAAGAAGCUACCGCAGUUAAUUUGACAUAUAAAGGUCACAGUAGCCCAGGCAUUUAUUCAAGAGGGACAAACUACAGAAUUAUGCUGAUGAAUAUUGCUGAUGAUAAUAAAAAAGCAAAUUUGACCAAGAUAAUCGGAGACCUUGGUGGAGAUGUUACUUCUGAUGGAAGUGUAAGCACACACGUAGUCACAGGCAAAGUGAGGAAAACCUUGAAUUUUUGCUCUGCUCUAUGCUCAGGAGCUUGGAUACUGUCACCAAGUUGGUUGAAAGAAAGCUUCCGGAAUGGCCAAUUUAUAGAUGAAAUGCCAUUUAUUUUGAGAGAUGAAGACUACGAACUGCAGUACAGAACUGAGCUUAAAGGGGUAGUUCUUAGAGCAAAAACAUACCCCCAAUCUCUGCUCAAGGGGUAUGACAUAUGUCUUGCAGCUCAUGUUCAUCCUCCAGUUGGUACCUUAUCAGACAUUGUAAAUUCUGCAGGAGGAAAUGUUAUACAUGGACUAGAUCAAGUGAAAGACGAUUCUAAAACGAUAUUCGUUGCAUGUGAAGAAGACAUGGAUGAAGCACUGUCAGCAGUUAAGAAGGGAAUAUGGACUUUCAGCAGUGACUGGUUUAUGAACUGCAUAAUGAAACAAGAGCUUGACUUAGGAGCUCCUCAAUUUGCAGAGUCCCUCUAAUGCACAGAUUAAGAGCAAAAUGAUCUGAUAAAAUAUGAAAAAACGUGAAUAUUUCUGAGGAAGGAAACUUGAAAAAUAAAACUUAGGAUAGUUUAUAUGCUCUUUGUUAACAGUUGGGGAGAAACACUUGAGAUGUUUCCAUUUCUUCUAAAUUCUAAUAUCUUGUCUGUAUUUGUAAAUGGUUGUAAUGGACAUUUUUCCUCAUCAGGGUUAACUUACUAUUGACCAA
Messenger RNA from Nicotiana tabacum (common tobacco), 2212 nucleotides. RefSeq lists its product as uncharacterized. Lineage: Eukaryota; Viridiplantae; Streptophyta; Magnoliopsida; Solanales; Solanaceae. The record is from RefSeq and is a predicted model, not a curated record.